Messenger RNA from Torulaspora globosa, 1386 nucleotides. It is a transcript of the gene ERG13, whose product is annotated as hydroxymethylglutaryl-CoA synthase. The record is from RefSeq and is a predicted model, not a curated record. Gene Ontology annotation, molecular function: hydroxymethylglutaryl-CoA synthase activity. Gene Ontology annotation, biological process: ergosterol biosynthetic process; acetyl-CoA metabolic process. The coding region runs from base 1 to 1386 and encodes 461 amino acids. NCBI's taxonomy places the organism in Eukaryota, Fungi, Ascomycota, Saccharomycetes, Saccharomycetales, Saccharomycetaceae. The transcript has a single exon.
AUGACUGAAACCAAGAAACAAAAGACUCUUUAUCAUCCAGCAAGACCUCAAAACAUUGGUAUCAAAGGUAUCGAGGUCUACAUUCCAUCUCAGUGUGUUAAUCAGGCCGACUUGGAGGCGUACGAUGGCGUCUCGCCUGGAAAGUACACCAUUGGCUUGGGACAGACAAACAUGGGGUUUGUGAACGACAGAGAGGACAUUGCUUCGAUGUGUCUGACCGUGUGUUCGAGGCUUUUGAAGAACUACGACAUCGAUCCACGCUCUAUUGGUAGACUGGAGGUCGGUACUGAAACUCUAAUCGACAAGUCGAAGUCUAUCAAGUCCGUGUUGAUGCAAUUGUUCGAGGGUAACAACGACUUGGAGGGUGUGGAUACUUUGAACGCGUGUUAUGGCGGCACUAAUGCGCUUUUCAGUUCUCUAAACUGGAUCGAGUCUAGCGCCUGGGAUGGUCGCGACGCUAUCGUUGUCUGCGGUGACAUUGCCAUCUACGACAAAGGUGCUGCCAGACCUACCGGUGGUGCGGGCACCGUGGCACUAUGGAUCGGUCCUGAUGCUCCACUCGUGUUCGACCCAGUCAGAGGCUCGUACAUGGAGAACGCGUACGACUUCUACAAGCCUGACUUCAACAGCGAGUAUCCAUACGUCGACGGCCACUUCUCCUUGGCAUGUUACGUUAAGGCACUCGACCAAGUGUACAAGAACUACUCGCGCAAAGCCAUCGCCAAGGGUCUAGCUCGGGAACCGGCCGGUCCAGAAGCGGUCAACGUGGCCAAGUUCUUCGACUACAACGUCUUCCACGUUCCAACCUGCAAGCUGGUCAACAAAUCAUACGGCAGAUUGCUAUACAACGAUUUCAGAGCCGACAACUCCCUGUAUCCACAAGUGGACUCGCAAUUGGCGAGCGUCGACUACGAAAAGUCUAUCGCUGACAAAAACAUCGAGAAAACGUUCAUGGGUGUCUCCAAAGAGUUGCAAAAGGAGCGGGUCGCCCCAUCCCUCAUUGUUCCCACCAACACCGGCAACAUGUACACGGGCUCCCUGUACGCGGCCCUUGCAUCUCUACUAUUCUUUGUCGGAUCUGACAACCUGCAGGGCAAGCGUAUCGGUCUGUUUUCCUACGGUUCCGGUUUGGCCGCCUCCCUCUUCUCCUGCAAAGUCGUCGGCGAUUUGACCAAGAUCACUGACGUCUUGGACUUGCAAAACAAACUAGAUUCCAGAAAGACUGAGUCGCCCGAGGACUACGAGAAGGCCAUCCAUCUAAGAGAAGAAGCUCAUUUGAAGAAAGACUUCCUGCCACAGGGAUCUAUCGAGUUGCUACAAUCUGGUACUUACUACUUAGAGAAGAUCGAUGACAGAUUCAGAAGAACCUACUCAAUCAAGAACUAG